AUUAUUUUCUCAUACAGUCUCCCUCCAUUCCAAUGCUUACCCGGGGAAUUUAUUCCUUACUUGAAUUGAAUAUUCUGCUCAGACGAGGGCACAUAAAAUAGCAGAAUACGUUAUCGCUCUCGACAAAAUACCGUAUCAUACUGUAUUUUUUUUACUCUGGAAGAAAGCGAUCUGCUGAAGGAGAGAAGACUCGCACGCGCCAUUGUCGUAGCUAUUAUAUUAUCACAAUAAUCGAAGCGCUCUUUAGCAACGAAAUAUCGCAGAAUGGGAAAUAAAGUACCAUAUCAAAAACUGGACAUGGCUGCAAGCGAUGACGUCAUACCUUCGGGCGAUCCCGAGAAAGGAGCCGAAAUCUUCCGAGAGCACUGUGCCGGUUGCCAUGACAUCGACACGACUGGAGAACAUAGGGCGGGGCCUAAUUUAAUGGCGUUAUGGGGCAGAGAGGCCAACACGAUCGAGGGUUUUGCCUUCGUGGAAUCGGAUGAAAAGAAAGGGAUCAUUUGGAAUGAUAAGACCCUCUUUGACUUCUUGGAGAAGCCUCACAUUCCUGGAACAAAGUUUUUAUUCCGCGACCUGAAGGGAAAGGACGAGGACAAGGCCAACCUGAUCGCUUACCUCAAGAAAAUGACCGACCCCAAGAACUCAUGAUCGAAUUGAGCUUCGAUCAGCUCAUCAUUGUCAAAUAUUCGGAUGGAUUCGAUCACACUGACAUCGCACGCUUGAAUUACGAUCGAUGUCGUUUACCUAGGAAGAGACUAGUCAAGCUUUAAGAGCGGCAGAAUAAAACAAUGAUUCAUUCAUUAAUUUAGAGGAUGCCUUUCAAGAUCAAGCCAUGAUCUGUCGCGUUAUUCUUAUUUCUUUGACUUUCCCCCUUUUUUAUUAACAUGGAAUGGUUUUCGUUAUGACAGAGAAAAUUGAAAUUCGAAUAAUGUACCGAUAUGUUUUAUGAAUGCGAUUUAAAAAAAGUCAUUUGGGCAUGCAAAUUAUAACAUUCCAGCUCUUGGCUGAAGCAUGUGUAUCAUCGUCUUUUUCUGUAUUUCGAGUAUAUGAAGUUAUUCAUGAACAAAAAUGUUUGAAAAUGGCAAAACAACAAAAUAGGCUUGUUUUGAACACCGUCAUUGUUACUUUGCAAAUAAGUUUGACAGAAAUCAAAUUACAUGUAAAACAAAUUGUUUCUUUGAAUAAAUAUUUUGAGAGUGUAAAUUGG
Molecule: messenger RNA, 1207 nt
Organism: Lytechinus variegatus (green sea urchin)
Lineage: Eukaryota; Metazoa; Echinodermata; Echinoidea; Temnopleuroida; Toxopneustidae
Product: cytochrome c, somatic-like
Exons: 3
Coding region: 265-648 (127 amino acids)
Biological process (GO): mitochondrial electron transport, ubiquinol to cytochrome c; mitochondrial electron transport, cytochrome c to oxygen
Cellular component (GO): mitochondrial intermembrane space
Molecular function (GO): electron transfer activity; heme binding
Source: RefSeq, a predicted model, not a curated record